AUGGCGACUAGUAUGCGUGGCCUGACUCAGUUUAUCGCGGACAUACGGGCGUCUCGUGUCCGCGAGCUGGAGGAAAAGCGCAUUAACAAGGAGAUGGCGCACAUAAGAAAGAAGUUCAAAGAUGGACAGCUCGAUGGGUAUCAGCAAAAGAAGUACCUCUCCAAGAUUAUCUUCACAUACAUCCUCGGCUACAAGGUUGACAUCGGUCACAUGGAAGCCGUCAACCUCAUCUCGAGUUCAAAAUACAGCGAGAAGCAAAUUGGGUACCUCGCUGUGACUCUUUUGAUGCAUGAGAACUCAGACUUCCUCCGAUUAGUCACUAACUCCAUCAAAAAGGAUUUAGACUCCAAUAAUGAGAUCAAUAACUGCUUAGCACUUCAUGCUAUAGCAAAUGUUGGAGGCCAAGAAAUGGCAGAAGCACUGGCUCCCGAUGUUCACCGGCUACUUAUAUCACCGACGUCGCAAAGCUUCGUGAAGAAGAAGGCAGCACUGACACUCCUACGUUUAUAUCGCAAACAUUCGGAGGUCAUACCAGCUGAAGAAUGGGCUCUCCGUAUCGUCUCUAUCAUGGAUGAUGAAGACCUUGGGGUUGUUAUUUGCGUAACUAGCUUAGUCAUGGCCCUUGUCCAGGACUACUCGGAUGCAUAUGCAGUGUGCUACACAAAGGCAGUGGAUCGACUAAGCAAAUUGGUAAUUGAGAAACAAUUUCCCCAUGAAUAUCUCUACUACAAAGUACCCACCCCCUGGCUACAAGUGAAGUUGCUACGGCUGCUGCAAUACUAUCCACCACCCGAGGACGUUACUGUGAGAGGCGUCAUCCAUCGCGUUCUCCAAACAAUUAUGCAGAGCUCCUCAACGGAAUCGAAAAAUGUCCAACACAAUAAUGCACAAAAUGCCGUGCUUUUUGAAGCUAUAGGACUGGCCAUCCAUAUUGACGCGAAGUCAUCACUCGUGGCUUCAGCGGCUCUUCUCCUCGCACGGUUCAUCAUGUCCAAGGAGACGAACGUGAGGUAUCUUGGUCUGGAUACGAUGGCGCAUCUAGCUGCUCGCGCAGACUCCCUCGAGCCCAUCAAGAAACAUCAGCACACGAUUAUUCUCUCGCUCCGUGACAAAGAUAUCAGCGUGCGGCGUCGGGCCCUUGAUCUGCUCUACAGUAUGUGUGAUGUUGAUAACGCAGAGCUCAUUGUCGGGGAACUGCUAAGGUACCUGAAGGUGGCCGAUUAUGGGCUUCGGGAGGAGAUGGUUUUGAAAAUCGCAAUAUCCACGGAGAAGUUUGCCACAUCGUACAAAUGGUAUGUCGAUACCAUUCUGGAGCUUAUCAGCUCCGCUGGUGACCAUGUUGGCGACGAAGUUUGGUAUCGAGUCGUUCAAAUUACGACGAAUACCGAAGAUUUGCAAGAAUAUGCUGCUAAGGCUGUAUUUGAGCACCUAAAAUCGCCAACUUGUCACGAGAGCUUAGUUAAAGUUGCAGGAUACAUUCUUGGCGAGUAUGGUCACAUUGUAGCCAAUGAACCCGGCUACAGCCCGAUGGAUCAAUUUCAAGCGUUGCAGCUCAAAUCACAGUUUUCUUCCGCUUCAACACGCGCCUUACUUCUAUCGACUUAUCUCAAGUGGGCAAACGUGUUCCCCGAGAUCAAAGAGCAUGUUGUCAAUGUUUUCGAGCGGUAUCAGCAUGUAUUAGACUCGGAGCUCCAGCAACGUGCAUGCGAAUAUCUGAUCAUUGCUAAGCGGCCUGAUGAAGACGAACUCCUUCCCCGAAUAUGCGAGGAAAUGCCUCCGUUCCCUGAGCGGGAGUCUACUCUUCUAAGCCGAUUGAAUGCCAAGCACCUUGACACGGGGGACAAGCGUACAUGGGUCAUUGGCGGGAAGGAGGCUAAUCAGGAUCGCGAGGUCUCAGCGAAGAAGUUUGGUACCAUCCGCCGGCCACGGGGCACGGCAGGGUCAACCAAGGACACUACAUCAGCACCGGGGUCGACCCCUGAUGUCCCCACCCAAUCAUCAACUGGAGAAACGGAUUUAUUGGGUGAUUUGGCAGGGCUUGCCAUUGGUCCUACACCCGCGUCAAAUAAUGUCAUUUCGAAUCCCUCAGUUCCAUCUGGUGCUGGCAACUUCGACUUCAACGUUGCAAUUGACCGUUGGUUCGAGAGACUCACGUAUUCUAGUGAUGGAGUCCUCUUUGAGGAUGUGCAGAUUCAGAUCGGAGUUAAGUCAGAGUUUCAUGGUCAUCUUGGUCGUAUUGCACUAUAUUUCGGGAACAAGAUGAGCCAGCCGCUUACCUCCUUUACUGCCACCGUCGAUGGAGUCAAUCCGGAAACUUUGUCGGUUUCCUUCACCAAGAUCCCCCAAACCGUGAUACAACCUACUUCGCAAUCGCAGCAACUUCUACAAGUUGAAUGCAAAAAUGUCUUCACGGCGCCUCCUGUGCUCCAGGUGUCUUUUAUGGCAGGCUCUCUACAGACUCAUCGCAUCCGCUUGCCUAUCGUCCUCUCGAAAUUCUUCGAACCAGUAAAACUCUCUCCGGAAGAUUUCUUCGAACGAUGGAAGAUUAUCGGUGGUCCUCCGAGGGAGGCCCAGAAGAUUUACCCGAUCCACUUGGAUGCCUCCGGAAAUGUUGAUUACCCGAGAAAUCAAAGAGUGGUGGCAGGUUCGAGAUUCCAACUUCUGCAAGACGUUGACCCGAAUCCGAUUAACAUCGUGGCAUCUGGGGUUUUACACACCUCUGGCGGAGGUAAGGUGGGGUGUCUUAUCCGUGUUGAGCCAAACAAGGAAGCUGAGCUUUGUCGUCUCACCGUGCGCAGCACCUCCGAAGUAGUUUCAGGGGAAAUCCUGGCAUUACUGGCGAAGCCGAUGAACACAGAUACCGCAAUGUCAUGAAUGUUUAUUAUAUAGUACAUAUCUAUUUGUUGUACUUAAGCGCA
This is a messenger RNA of Cantharellus anzutake, 2918 nucleotides long. Its product is annotated as Adaptor protein complex AP-2 alpha subunit. The transcript has 12 exons. The coding region runs from base 1 to 2874 and encodes 957 amino acids. Gene Ontology annotation, biological process: intracellular protein transport; clathrin-dependent endocytosis. Gene Ontology annotation, cellular component: AP-2 adaptor complex; membrane coat. The record is from RefSeq and is a predicted model, not a curated record. Gene Ontology annotation, molecular function: clathrin-cargo adaptor activity. Lineage: Eukaryota; Fungi; Basidiomycota; Agaricomycetes; Cantharellales; Hydnaceae.